Budorcas taxicolor (takin) is the source of this 549-nucleotide messenger RNA. RefSeq names its product transmembrane protein 52B (gene TMEM52B). Bases 1 to 549 code for a protein of 182 amino acids. The record is from RefSeq and is a predicted model, not a curated record. NCBI's taxonomy places the organism in Eukaryota, Metazoa, Chordata, Mammalia, Artiodactyla, Bovidae. The transcript has 5 exons.
AUGAGACUGCAGUCCCCAGCCCUGAUGGCCUCUGCCCUGGUGUAUUUCAUCCAGCUUCCUCGGGCAAGAUGUGAGGAGAACUGUGUCAGUCCUGAACACUGCCUGACUACAGACUGGGUACAUCUCUGGUAUAUAUGGUUGCUGGUGGUCAUCGGGGCACUGCUUCUCCUGUGCGGCCUGACUUCUGUGUGCUUCCGCUGCUGUCUGGGUCGCCAGCAAAAUGGGGGAGAGGAGGGCCGGGCACCCUAUGAAGUGACGGUCAUCGCUUUUGACCAUGACAGCACUCUCCAGAGCACGGUCACUUCCCUGCAGCCAGUGUUCGGCCCUGCGGCUCGAAGGAUCCUGGCUGUGGCUCACUCCCCCAGCUCCCUGGGCCAGCUGCCCUCCUCCCUGGACACCCUCCCAGGGUAUGAGGAAGCACUUCGCAUGACUCGCUUCACUGUUUCAAGGUGCGGGCAGAAAGCACCUGAUCUACCAUCAGUGCCAGAAGAAAAGCAGCUGCCCCCGAUGGAGAAAGAGUCUCCUGGAGUACAACACUCUUCUAAUUGA